AUGCUACAGAGAUUGUCUAGGACAGCACGAGCAACACGAAUUCAAAUAGCAAAAAGAGGAAAUGCAACGCUGAGCUUCGAGGGAAAGGUUGCAGUUGUAACAGGGGCUGGGAAUGGACUUGGUAGAGAAUACGCCCUUGAACUUGGAAAACGAGGAGCAAGCGUCUUUGUCAAUGACUUUGGCGGUUCCGUUCACGGUGCAGGUAUUCGUCAUUUCCGCUUCGUUUGGGCGAUAUUAAAAAUUUUAUCGUCAGGUGGAUCAACAUCGGCAGCAGACGCGGUGGUCGCCGAGAUCAUCGCAGCUGGCGGCUCAGCCAAGGCAAACUAUGCUAGCGUCGAACAGCCCAGCGAAAUCAUUGAUCCAGUCUUGGAGGAGUUUGGGAAAGUCGAUAUUCUCAUCAACAAUGCGGGCAUUUUGAGAGACAAGAAUAUCCUCCGGAUUAGUCAAGAAGACUGGGACGACAUAAUCUCCAUCCACCUGACUUCCGCCUUCAAGCUCUCGCAGCAAGUCUUCCCAGUGAUGAAGCAGAACAAAUUCGGCAAGAUUAUCAACACUACAUCCGCAUCAGGCCUCUACGGCAACUUCGGGCAAGUAAACUACUCCGCCGCCAAGAUGGGCCUCGUUGGAUUGACAAAAACACUGUUUUUUUUAGAAACUGGCUCCGUCUUCGAAGUAGCCGCUGGCUGGGCUGCGAAGAUUCAAACCGAGAGCGCUGCCGGCGCCGUUUUCGCAAAAUCCAAAGAGGAAGCGACGCUGGAAAGUGUGCAGCAACAUUUUGAGGCAAUGUGCGAUUUUGAAAGAGAUACAGUCAAGCUGGACUCCGGAUCGCCUCUUUUCGCGGCUGGCUUAGCGAUAUUUGCGUGGGUGCCACUGGCCAUCUUAGAGAGUGAUUUUUCGAAAAUUUCAAAGUUGUACCUAAAACAGAGCAUAUCAGAGACGAUGUCCGAUUCCAGUCUCAGAAACAGAUGGAAGAGAUUACGAAGGCGUAGAACAACCGAUGGAGUGACCAACCGAGUUCCUCCAGUCGAGCGAAAGUCUUCCGAAUCAGAGAACCUGCCCCGGCUAAUCGAAGAACAGGCAGUCAUAACAGCGCAAAUAACUUCAACCCUCAACGAAAAAGACACCUCAAAACAACAAAAAUCAGUUCAAGAUGUUCUCACGGAAAGCAGGACGAGAAACACGAGGAGGAGGUCCGUCAAGCGACAGAACUCCGACGACGAAUCUUCUGUUCAACAAACUAGCAAGCGCAGGUCGAUGGGACCCGAAAACACAUCCUCAGUGAAAAUCGUCCGCGACGAAGAUGUCCGAAAAAUGAUAGCUCUCGAAACUGCCUCUGAUGAUAGAAUCGAACCUCUCCCCGAAUUCACCAACGAAAAAGAAAGAAAGAAGUUAAAAGCGAAGAGGAGGCGGUCCAUAGCAACUCCAACUGUAAAUUCGAUACAGGAAAAAUCAGAGACGCCUGUAAAGGACGAAAUAAAGCUUCCGAACUUGGAAAACUUACUGACGCCCGAAACAGACGAAGAAAACUCGACAGAAGGAGCUCUUCCGAUCAAAGAAUCCGCCAAGCGUUGUUUUCCAUACCAGGAGCUGUACAGGGGGAUGGUGACGGAUAUCAAAGACAAGGCCGUCCCGUGUUCGAUUUACAAUCCUCAAGAUCCAGAAACAGAAGGCAAGGUAAUGGAGCGACACAGGUGUGUUCUGAUAGAAUGGCUACUGGAAGUCGCUACUGAAGAAAAAUAUAGAAGAACAACCUUUCACCUGGCAAUAAGCUUACUGGACCGAUACAUGUUCCACCGAGAAAUCAUUCCGAAAAGCCAGCUGCAGACUUUGGGCACUUCCUGCCUCUACCUCGCCGCCAAGAUGGAAGAAGUCACGCCUCCGGACAUCUAUCGACUUGUAGAAUACUCAGAUGGGGCAGUUACAAUUGACGAUCUUGUCAAAAUCGAAUUCGACAUGCUGAGACAUCUAAAAUGGAGAGUAGAAGCUCUUACACCACUUUCUUUCAUCCUUCUCUUUUGCCAAGCACCAGAGUUUUGGACAGAAGAUUCAGUAAUGCCCCGCUUCAACGAGAAACUACUGUGUUUCUGCGCAACGAUCCUGGAUCUAAUGAAGCUGGAUCCUGAAUCGUACCAGUGGACUGCGGCGGUUCUCGGCGGCUCAAUUUUCAUCCGAGUUCUUGAAUUCGUCGAGGUGCACCGAGAAAUCCGGCAAGAAAUGAACAACGAUUGCAGUAUGGAACUUACGGACAGCAAGAUCACCGAGUUGAUUAGCUCUACUCUCGCUUGCCAUGAUUCAGACCUCCAGAACAAUUGCUGCGACGAAUACGUAACGCCCUUCGUUGCGUAUUUCAUGAAAGAUAUCCUGAAUAAAAUCAAGUCUGGCGAAAACGCAAGACUACCACCUCCGAAACAAGUUGCCUCAAAAGGAUGCACAGUAGAAGCCUCAAGACUACAGACGAAUUUCUACGGAGAACAGGGCGUUUUUAUUACGAUGCGUGAUAUUCGCUCACUCAAGGACAAAUUCAUACUUGUCUCCUCAAAAGGCGACGCAGAGCUCAAAAAAUUCGCCGAGAAACUGAACAUCCCUUUCGAAUUCCUCCGCUGCAAGAAGUACCGCAAACGCCUAUCAAAAUCGACGACAUCCUGA
Oikopleura dioica is the source of this 2646-nucleotide messenger RNA. The record is from the annotation of a GenBank genome assembly. NCBI's taxonomy places the organism in Eukaryota, Metazoa, Chordata, Appendicularia, Copelata, Oikopleuridae.